AUGGCGACGGGAGGUGGAGACGGCCUAUAUCGGGGUGGAUACGAAGGAUGCAUUUCGGGGUCGGAUAUGGGGAUACAGAGGCGGCCCUACCAUAAAAAUUGUAGCUGUGCGCUCCACAAAUCACGUGGCCAUUGUUCCCAUACUAGUGCAUCAAACUUAUCGUAUCCCAUCAGACGGUCGUGGAGCGACGGUUGUCUAGCCUUGAAUUUGAUGGCCUCCUCCGCCCAUCCGUCGUCCUGUUCCUCCCCUGUUACCGUCACGGCAGAGGCUGCUAGGAGAGAACUGAAGGUACCUUUGAUUAAUGAAGAAAAAGAAACAAGAGAUCCUUAA
This is a messenger RNA of Cornus florida, 330 nucleotides long. RefSeq lists its product as uncharacterized. The coding region runs from base 1 to 330 and encodes 109 amino acids. The record is from RefSeq and is a predicted model, not a curated record. Lineage: Eukaryota; Viridiplantae; Streptophyta; Magnoliopsida; Cornales; Cornaceae. The transcript has a single exon.